AUGUCUAGGUUUUCUUUGAAAGGGCGCACGGCACUGGUGACAGGAGGCGCUCGGGGCUGUGGACUCGCAUUCGCGCGGGGACUCGCCGAAGCUGGCGCCGAUGUAGCUGUAUUCGAUGUUGUUCCACCAGAGGAGGGAUUUCAUGCAAUUCAGAAGGACUGCGGUGUCCGAACUGCGUAUUACAAAGUCGAUGUCUCAUCCCAGGAGUCUUUGCAAGAAGGCUUCGCCGGUUUUCAGAAAGAUUUUGAUAAUGCUCUUGAUAUCUGCGUUCCAUGCGCCGGUAUUAAUCGACAUCUCCCAUUCCUGGAAUUUACCUACAAGGAUCAUCAGGAUCUACUAUCUAUCAACGUACUCGGACUUUACUUCACUGCCCAGCUUGCAGCCAAACAAAUGAUUGCGAACAAAACAAAACACGGGAGCAUAAUUCUCGUCGCUAGUAUGGCGAGCCAUAUCGCCGUACGAAGCCAUCUAUGUUCGGCUUAUUGUGGCACAAAGGGCGCAGUCAAGUCGAUGUGUCCUGCGAUUGCCAAGGAGCUGGCGGAAUAUGGUAUCCGGGUCAAUUCCAUCUCUCCCGGAUAUGUGAGAACGGAAAUGACGGCCGCGUUUUCCCAUCUCCUGGACGGCUGGAAAUCAGAAGCCAUGAACGGACGAAUUGCCGAACCAGCAGAUAUCAUGGGGGCGUGUGUAUUCCUCGCAAGUGACGCCAGUUCGUACAUGACCGGGUCGGAUAUUGUUGUGGACGACCAUGAAGGCUACAAAAUUGGUCCUGUCGAUGUUUCCACUACGGUUGUGGUGGUGGGCGCGGGACCAUCAGGGCUGAUGUUAGCAUGCAAUCUUGUUCGUUUUGGAAUCGCCGUGGUAAUUCUGGACGAUCGUCCCGACAAGACAUCCACAGGCAAGGCCGAUGGAAUGCAACCUAAGACCAUCGAAACAUUCAGACAACUUGGAUUGGCAGACCCAUUGCUGAAAAAUGGAGCUCGGGUGUAUGAUAUUUCCUUCUGGGAGUCAACAGCCAACGAGUCUCUGAGACGCACAGGUCGCAAAACCCAUUAUCCUGAGCACGUCGGUGCUUCCGACCCAUAUAUUCUGCUAGCACACCAAGGGAUGGUUGAGGAGGUCAUGAUCGACGACAUGGAGGCACGGGGCGUGUUCGUCAAGCGAAAUAGCAAGUUUUUGUCUUGUUCGCGCGUAGACGGGACCACCAAAUUGGAUAUUGUUUAUGAGGAUGUUACUACAAAUACUCUACACAAUAUCAGCGCGGAAUACCUGGUCGGAUGUGAUGGAGCUCGAUCUAAAGUUAGAUCCUUCAUCCCGGAUGCUGAACUUAAGGGAGAAUUAACGAAUGCAGCCUGGGGAGUACUCGAUGGCGUGAUCGAUACAAAUUUCCCUGAUCUAUGGAGCAAAGUCGCCUUGCGGUCUCAUUCCGCCGGAUCGAUCUUGUGGAUUCCGCGCGAGAAAGGUAUGACGCGAUUAUAUGUCGAGUUAAGUUCGACCGACGGGGAGCGAGUGGAAAAAUCAAAAGCCACAGCUGAAUAUGUCAUGAGCCGUGCUAGGGAGGCAAUGCAACCAUUCAGCCUAGAGUGGAAGACAGUCGAGUGGUUUGGAACAUACGUCGUAGGACAACGGGUUGCAAAACGCUUCAUGGAUUCAGAGGCAAAGAUAUUUAUUGCAGGUGAUGCGGGCCACUGUCACUCUGCUCUUGCAGCACAAGGUGCAAAUACCAGUAUGCACGAUAGCUUCAACCUGGCAUGGAAGCUCAACCUCCUCGUCCGCGGACUUGCCAAACCAUCUUUACUGCAGACCUACGAAGCAGAAAGACAAAAGAUUGCUUAUGAUCUCAUCAACUUUGAUGUCGAGCACUGCAAAGCAUUUGCAGCAGGCGAUGCAGAAUUGGCCAAGAACUUCGACGAUAAUAUUCGAUUCAUAUCCGGCGUUGGAGCCGAAUAUGCUCCAGGGAUGUUGACACAAGCUCCAGCCACAACAUCUUGUCUUCGGCCUGGAAUGCUCCAGCUUCCAGCCAAAGUCACUCGUUAUAUCGAUGCCAAUCCGGUUGAUAUUCAAUUGGAUGUUCCGCUGUUGGGUCAAUUUAAGAUCUAUAUUUUCGUGCCGGAUGUUAGCCGCUCAAAGACAUCGCUGAACUACAUCUGCCAACAAAUGCAAUCUCUUUUUACUGAUGUCGACGUGCGAGCAGAUCAGUCGUACCAGAAGCAUCCAAGAGGCCAUUCUCCGUCGGAUGAAUUUGUUCAAGCUCAACGCUACACUGCUGCUUCCAAUGCUUUUACUUUUGCGAUGGUCACCAAGUCUGCUCAGUCCGAUUUUGAGAUUGCCGACCUACCGGAGAUACUUCAGGCCAGUCGGUGGACUUUGUAUGUUGAUGAUAUCGGAGGGCCGAGUUGUACUACGAAGUGGUUUGGCGAUUUGAACAUGGAGCGGAUUGGAAUGGUUGUUGUGAGGCCCGAUGGAUAUGUUGGAGCCAUUGAUACUUGGGACGCCCAACAGGUUGGUGCCAUAGGACAUUGGUUGCAAGAUUAUCUCUCUUUCAUGGUGUAA
Penicillium coprophilum is the source of this 2550-nucleotide messenger RNA. RefSeq names its product Monooxygenase FAD-binding. NCBI's taxonomy places the organism in Eukaryota, Fungi, Ascomycota, Eurotiomycetes, Eurotiales, Aspergillaceae. The transcript has 10 exons. The record is from RefSeq and is a predicted model, not a curated record. Gene Ontology annotation, molecular function: FAD binding; oxidoreductase activity. Bases 1 to 2550 code for a protein of 849 amino acids.